AUGGCGUAUGUGAAUCUCAUCCUGGGUGACAAACAUGACAAUGAAAAAGAGAUUCAUCUGAACUAUGAUAUGCAGUUCAUCCCGAUGGAGAUAUUGUCAAUGGAUAAAAGAAUAAAAAUAGAUACUCAGGAUGUAGUGUGUUCGCGACAAGGGUUUAAGGAGACUAGGGGCAAAGAAACUUUGGGUGAAGGAGGGGGUUCGGAGAAGAAGCGACGGCGGACCACUAAUAGAGUUGGUUGCGGCGCUAGAAUUGUAAUGAAAAUAGUUGGCGACAGGAGAUAUAAGGUUCACAAAUUUGAAGAAAGACACACACACUGUCUGUGCGAGGAAAGUCACAAACCAUUUAUGAAAGUCAAUCGCAAAUUGGAGAUUGCACACCAAGAAUUCAUUACUAAGUGCGAAAAAGCAAACAUUGGUGCAAGCAAAAGUUUCGACAUAUAUGCCGAGAUGGUAGGUGGUCCGGAGAACGUGGGUGCGACGCAACAGGACUUUAAGAAUUAUAGGAGAGAGCUAUUAGCGUAA
Ipomoea nil (Japanese morning glory) is the source of this 522-nucleotide messenger RNA. RefSeq lists its product as uncharacterized. The transcript has 2 exons. The record is from RefSeq and is a predicted model, not a curated record. Bases 1 to 522 code for a protein of 173 amino acids. Lineage: Eukaryota; Viridiplantae; Streptophyta; Magnoliopsida; Solanales; Convolvulaceae.